AUGUUCGGCGCACUGAAUCGCUUUAUUGCACGGCUUGACGCUGCACCAGAGGAGCAGCAGUCGGCGACCCGCGGCGCGUUUGGAUUUCAGGUGUUGAGGAACACGAAUCCGGAGGUGACCUUGGAGCCGUGGUUCGAUUUUGUUAUUGGAAUCAAUGGCAGGACCAUAGAAAGUCCGGAUCCGAAUCUGUUCGCUACGGAGGUCCGCAAUUGCGCUGGGUCGACGAUUAGCCUGGGUAUCUUCAGCGCGAAGGGGCAAAAGAUCCGAGAAAUAUAUAUCCCCAUUCCCGCAGAUAACCCUGCACUCGGUGUCUCACUGCAGUGGACGCCCCUCGCCGUCACAGAAGAUGUCUGGCAUAUUCUCGACGUAAUCCCAAACUCUCCGGCCGAUGUAGCAGGCCUUCUUCCCUACGGCGACUAUGUGAUUGGCAGUCCAGAAGGUCUAGUACGAGGAGAGUCUGGAUUGGGCGAGCUCGUUGAGGAUUACCUAAACAGACCGCUCCGACUCUUUGUUUACAACCACGAGUACAACGUCACCCGCCCGGUCACCAUCACGCCCUCCCGCGGUUGGGGCGGCGAAGGAGCGCUAGGCUGCGUCCUCGGCUUCGGCGCCCUGCAUCGCAUCCCCGCACCCCUAGAAGAACCACCACAAGGACCAGGGGAAACCCUCUUCUCCACAGACUCAGCAUCGUUCGACGAGAAGCGACCACUAUCGUCAUCCUCCAACCUACCUCCAGCCCAGAGUAUCGGCGCUGGAAGCGAACUGUUUGUCCCGGCAAACAUCGCUAUGCCGUCGAAAUCGCCGCCACCUCAGGGAGGAGCACCGCCGAAGAGAGGGAAGCAUAGAGCGCAUCAUGCGCAUGUUAGUCCAAGUGGAGGCGGCGGGUUGGAUGAUUAUUUCAAAGAGGGCGAGCAGAAGAGUCUGGAACAGGACUUUGCGCCGAAAGGGAAGGGAGGUGUUCCUCCGCCGCCGAAAGUGGGAGGGCCGCCUAUGGGAGGGCCGCCUAAAGGACCGCCGAAGAGCGCUACGCCUGUGCAAGCGGAAGGGGAUGCGGAAGCAUGA
Molecule: messenger RNA, 1062 nt
Organism: Trematosphaeria pertusa
Lineage: Eukaryota; Fungi; Ascomycota; Dothideomycetes; Pleosporales; Trematosphaeriaceae
Exons: 4
Coding region: 1-1062 (353 amino acids)
Biological process (GO): Golgi organization
Cellular component (GO): Golgi apparatus
Molecular function (GO): protein binding
Source: RefSeq, a predicted model, not a curated record